CUGGCCGCAAAAGCAACCCACGAAAAAGUAAUGUUGUCAUGGCCUUCGAUGGUUUCGUCCGACUUUCCUCAUGGCUAUCCCGGCACUUGGUCUCGAGCCAUCGUCGCUAACGGUCGCGCGCAACGGAUACCAGAUUUCAAACCACGAAUUUAGACGUCGCCCCAAGGAUACCUUUCGCUUUGGUUUUGUUUUUCCUUUAACACAAUGUUUAACACAACAUACUGGAAGUUGGCGAUUAGUUUGGGCGUUAUCUUUUCGUUUUUGGUGGCACAAGGCUCUGCGGUCUAUACGCGAGAAAUUGUGAACGACAAACUUCCGUUGCAGGAGAGACCUUCGUGGCUGCAGACAUGCAAGCGCUCCAAUCCGAAUGAGGACAAGUGCUUCAGGCAGUUGUUUGAGGGCUGCUUUCCGGCCUUAGCCGCAGGAAUUCCCGAGAUCGGUGUGAAGAGCUUCGAGCCGCUUAAUAUUGACCAAGUGUCAGUGUCUAAGGGCAGUGGCAACCUGGUGCUGUCCGGGGGAUUUCAGAAUCUCGUCAUUCGUGGGCCAUCGAACGCGACUGUCCGUCGAGCAAGCUUGGAUCUGGAGCGGCGCCUUCUGAACUUCGAGCUCGAGCUCCCUCGGCUGCGAAUCCGGGCCAAGUACAACCUAAAGGGAAAUAUCCUGCUGCUGCCACUCAUCGGCAGUGGAGAUGUGGCCAUGGCGCUGAAGGACGUACACACAACUGUCUACACCAGAAUCUCCUUACGAAACGAAACCCGAACGGGCGAUGAGAUCAUCCACAUCGACGAGAUGAAGGUGGGCUUUGACGUGGGCGCCAUGCGCAUCCACCUUAAGAAUCUAUUCAAUGGGAACGACAUCCUGGCGGCCUCGAUCAACUCGUUCCUCAAUCAGAACGGCAAGGAAGUUAUUGCCGAACUGCGUCCAGACUUGGAACUGGGACUGGCCGACAUCUUCCACGGCCUAUGGAACAAUGUGUUCUCCAAGAUGCCCACAAAGCUGUGGCUGGUUUAA
This is a messenger RNA of Drosophila rhopaloa, 1011 nucleotides long. RefSeq names its product circadian clock-controlled protein daywake (gene Jhbp4). The record is from RefSeq and is a predicted model, not a curated record. The coding region runs from base 205 to 1011 and encodes 268 amino acids. NCBI's taxonomy places the organism in Eukaryota, Metazoa, Arthropoda, Insecta, Diptera, Drosophilidae. The transcript has 3 exons.